AAUAAUUAAUUAUACACGGCAAUGAAAACUUGAGUGAUGACAAAGAAUCAUAUUGUAGAAUUAUGAUUUCACCCAAAGAUAUCCUAAUGACAUCAUCAUAUUGAAAUACUAGAUUUGCUUAUACGUACACGUAUACAUACAAACACAUACAUUUACAUUUUUAUACGUGAUUCUUACGUGUAUAUAAGACAUACGAUGCUCUAUAUGGCCACAUAUGUGUCUCAAUCGGUCUAUAUAUUUCAUAUUUCCUCAUUGUUAUCUUUUUCUUCUCCAUCCUCAUCGAUCAUAUCAUCUCUCUUUAACUCUCUCUAGUCUUCUCGAAAAAUAUACAUUUUUGAUAUUACAAUAAUGUCGGAAGAAUUUCAAGAAUCAGAUAUUAUAUUUUCCGACCAAUCCAAAAUCCAGAAAACUAAACUCUUUAACACAAGAAACGACGAGAAGAAGGGUACAAGACGGCAGGUGACGGCGGAGAAAACAUCUCCGGUGAGAAUUCCGACGAAUAAUUUUCGAUAUUUUAAAUGGGACACGACGGAGGAGGAGGAAGAAGAUAAGACUCCUCCACAUGUAAUUAUCGAAAGAAGAAUGAAAGAGCAAAUUGCGUUUUCCGUUUGUACUCUAAAAGGAAGAGACUUGAGCCGUCACCGGAACUCCGUUCUUAAGAUGACCGGUUUUUUAGAAGCUUGAUUACUUAACCGGCCGGUUCAAUUUGUUUUAUUUUCAUUAAUUGACCGGUUUAGUGUUGGGAGUUUUUUUUGUUUUUUGUUUUUUAUCCACUGUUGGGAGUUUUUUUUUCUUCCCGUUUGGGAGUGUAUUGGAUAAAUCCCCGACAUGUCUUGUAGUACUAUCUAAUUAAAUUAUAUUUAUUUGGUUACUUGA
This is a messenger RNA of Arabidopsis lyrata subsp. lyrata, 876 nucleotides long. RefSeq lists its product as uncharacterized. Lineage: Eukaryota; Viridiplantae; Streptophyta; Magnoliopsida; Brassicales; Brassicaceae. The coding region runs from base 349 to 684 and encodes 111 amino acids. The transcript has a single exon. The record is from RefSeq and is a predicted model, not a curated record.